CAAAAAAAUCAAAACAACAACUUUUAAAACCGAUUUUUUCUACCAAUGAUCUUAUAAUUUUCAGCGUUUUUGAAAGUAUAUCGAACGGAUUUGGAUUGGAUUCAUCCAAAUAAUCAAUAAGUCUCAAUCACCAUGAGCGACAACGAAGAAACUCACCACCCACAGGAUCCGGAAACUGCCGACAAAAACGAAGAGUCCUUGCUAGCGCGCCACCGGAAAGAGAAGAAAGAACUGCAAGCCAAAAUCCAAUCCCUCAAGAAAGCCAAAGUGGACAAAAAGAAAAAGAAAGAACAGCAGGACGAAAUCGCCCGGCUCGAAGCGGAUCUGGAAAGCCGGCAUGCCGAGGAGCUGAACCGGUUUAAUGCGAUGCGCAUCAGUACCGAUCCACCAGCACCGAUUGUGGAUGUAAACAAUGAAGGUGGCGAUGGUUCCGGAGAUGAUGAAUCCGGGGGCAAAACUGUUAGAAUUUCGAAAGCCCAAAGAAGGAGGGAGAAAAAAUCCCAGGAGGAUAAGGAACGGCAGGCACAAAUCAAGGCCGAGGAAGCGUUGCAAAAAGAUUCGCCCCGGAUUUUGGAGGAUAGAAAAUUCACCGAGCUUCUUUCCAAGCGUGGGUUGGUUAGCUUCCCGGUGCCGGCCGAUGGCGACUGCCUCUAUAACGCCAUUAAACACCAGCUCUCACGAAUAGGAAUUUUCGAACACGACACUGCCGACCUCCGCCAGCUGGCCGCGGACUAUAUCGAGGACAAUAAGGACAGCAUCAUCUUCUACAUGACCAAUCCGGACACUGGCGAUAUUCUGAACGAUGAGGAAUUUCGCAAAUACUGUCAUCAGGUGCGGAACACCAAAACCUGGGGAGGGGAGAUCGAGAUUAAGGCCCUGUCCAGCAGCCUGAAGUGCCCGAUCGAAAUCAUCCAAGCAAGUGGGAGUUCUGUUAUCCACGGAGAGAAUAUGCAACCGAGUAGGAAGUUGAUAUUGACCUAUCAUCGGCACAUGUACCGGCUGGGGGAACAUUACAAUUCAACCAUUGCACCGGUGGCAGCGAAGGAAGACGAGGGCUUGAACGAGGAUGACGGUUGACCGAGGUGAGUUCUCUUAGUGUCUUCCUACAUUCAUGCUAUCGAUUCUGCCCUACCGAAAGUGUUUACUCGAAGUAAAACUAUCUGUUGAAUAAUCCUAAAUAGAAUA
This is a messenger RNA of Uranotaenia lowii, 1185 nucleotides long. Its product is annotated as deubiquitinase OTUD6B. Gene Ontology annotation, biological process: protein deubiquitination. The record is from RefSeq and is a predicted model, not a curated record. NCBI's taxonomy places the organism in Eukaryota, Metazoa, Arthropoda, Insecta, Diptera, Culicidae. The transcript has 3 exons. Gene Ontology annotation, molecular function: cysteine-type deubiquitinase activity. Bases 133 to 1077 code for a protein of 314 amino acids.